AUGGCUUCCACUAUCUGUUGUUUUAGCUUAAUCUUGUUCAUAGCUGUCGUCGCAAGUAGCGUUUCAACCGCUUCCACCGCUUCCGUCGGAAGAAAGAUCUUCGACGUACGAAGCUACGGUGCUCGCGGUGAUGGCAAAACAGAUAAUACUAUUGCGUUUUCCAAGGCCUGGAAAGAAGCGUGCGCAUGGAGAGGAAACCCUAGAGUGUACGUUCCAUUUGGAACCUUCUACCUCGGUGGCGUGACCUUCACGGGACCUUGCAAAAGCCGGAUUAGUUUCAUCAUCAAGGGAACCUUGUUAGCUCCUAAAAACGCUAACCUCAUCAAACAAGACACGUGGAUCAUUUUCAAGUACGUUGACUAUCUCACCGUCUCAGGCGGUGGCAUUCUUGACGGACAAGGAAGCUAUUCAUGGCCACGCAACGAUUGCCGCAGAAACCCUAACUGCCGAGCUCUACCUAUGAACAUAGGGUUCCUAUUCGUGAGGUUUUCGAGAAUCAGCCGUAUCAAAUCCAUCAACAGCAAAAUGGGGCACAUCAACUUCUUCGCCGUCCAAUACUUUGACAUAACAAGCGUCAGCAUUAGGGCUCCCGGAGAUAGCCCUAACACCGAUGGGAUCAAGAUAGGUGAAUCUAGCCACAUGAGGAUCCACAACGUUAAGAUCGGAACCGGCGACGACUGCAUCGCGAUCUUGUCCGGAACAAGUAAUUUGGAUAUCGACAGAGUCAACUGUGGACCGGGACAUGGGAUCAGCGUUGGAAGUCUCGGGAGGUGGAAAGAUGAGAAGACUGUUCAGGGAUUAACCGUUAGGAAUUCGAUCUUUAACGGUACGACGAAUGGAGUACGGAUCAAGACAUGGGCCUCAUCGCCUUCACGGAACUUGGUUUCGAAUUUUCUUUACAAGAAUCUCCAGAUGAUCAAUGUACAAAAUCCAAUCAUCAUUGAUCAGCAAUACUGUCCAAACCCACCUUGCAACCAUAAGACUCAUUCUCAGGUUCAGAUCCAAAACGUGAAGUUCAAUAACAUUUGGGGAACGUCGAUGACCAAAGUGGCCGUGAAGUUGCAGUGUAGCAGGAAUGCUCCUUGCAAAGGCGUUGAGCUCGCCGACGUCAACUUAUUGCACCAUGGAUACGACGGUCCAGCCAUCUCUUACUGUGAGAAUGUUGCCGGUUGGACACGUGGCAAGAUUUAUCCUCCGUCUUGCAUCCGUUGA
Microthlaspi erraticum is the source of this 1212-nucleotide messenger RNA. The record is from the annotation of a GenBank genome assembly. Lineage: Eukaryota; Viridiplantae; Streptophyta; Magnoliopsida; Brassicales; Brassicaceae.